AUGACCUCCGUCGUGCACAACGAUACCUACCCAGCCAUCGACUCCGCCAAGGCCGAUCUGAGCGGCAAACAUGUCUUCUUCAGCGGCGCCUCCAAGGGCCUAGGCAAAGCGAUGAGCAUCUCUUUCGCCAAAGCCGGCGCAUCCAUGAUCGCCAUCGGCGCCAGGUCCGACCUGCCAGGCACAGCCAAGAAGAUGGAGGAAGCGGCGACAGCACUCGGUAAACCGGCUCCCAAGAUCUUGCUCCUGCAGUUGGAUGUUACAGAUACCAAGAGUGCCGAAAAUGCCGCGGCACAGGUGAAGAAGGCUUUCGGCAGGCUUGACAUCGUCAUCAACAAUGCCGGCAUAGUCACAUAUGGUAAGAUUGUCGACAGCGACCCGGACGAGUGGAUGCGGGUGUUUGAUGUCAACCUCAAGGGUCCGUACCUCGUCCUACGGUCCUUUAUCCCUCUGCUGCUAGAAGGAGGCGAUAAAACGGCCAUCACCGUCUCCAGUGUCGGGGCGCAUAUAAUUCUUCCGGGAUACAGCGCGUACCAGACAUCUAAGUUGGCCGAGUUGCGGCUUUGCGAGUUCGUGAAUCAACUUUUUGUGGAAACCGCUGAGCUGAGCGGAGACUCUUUGGUGUACUUGACAUCCGAGAAGCGCAACUGGUUGGCUGGUCGCUAUGUGAAUGUCACAUGGGAUCUUCCGGAGCUGAUGACCAAGGAAGCUGAAAUUGUCAAGGAUAAUAAGUUGGUGGUUCGACUGGUCGUCUGA
This is a messenger RNA of Pseudomassariella vexata, 753 nucleotides long. RefSeq lists its product as uncharacterized. The transcript is spliced from 3 exons. NCBI's taxonomy places the organism in Eukaryota, Fungi, Ascomycota, Sordariomycetes, Amphisphaeriales, Pseudomassariaceae. Bases 1 to 753 code for a protein of 250 amino acids. The record is from RefSeq and is a predicted model, not a curated record. Gene Ontology annotation, cellular component: membrane.